UUGCUUCUGCUUCUCUCCCCAUCAUUCUUCUAUAAACACUAGGAAAGGGGGAAACGGGGUAAGACGCCACAUCCGCGCGUUGUCUGUUUUAUUUUUUACGGUCUACACUCCAGUUUUGGCGUUCCGAGGUAGCUAUUGAAAUACGUCGGUAAAUGGUUUUUCCUUCCCACACAAGUGAUUUUUUCCCUCCCUUUUUUAAAAAAAAUUUUUUUCUUUAAGCAACGCUAGUCCUGUCUGUGGAGAUUAAAGAAGAAAGAUGCGUUUCCCUUCACCCGCAGUUUUUCUUGUUCGGUUGCAUCUUUGCGUACACUUGGGCUGUGUUUUUCAAGUGGCCUGCCAGCAGCCCCGACGAGACCCUCCUCCCCCAGCCUUCUGGAGGCAAAAGAUUCAGUGGGAGAACAAUGGGCAGGUGUUCAGCCUCCUGAGCCUCGGCUCUGAGUAUCAGCCUCCACGCCGGAGGGACUCGGCCACCCAUUCCUCCGCCACAUCCUCAGCUUCCUCCUCGCUUCCCCAGACGCCAGUCCUGUUGCUCAGAAACAACAGCACUUCUCCACGCUCUCGUCCACAGCCGUCUGUAGGCGCCCAGGUCCACGACAGCACAAACAGCAGGAGGCAGCCAGAGGCGAGGCACUGGUUCCAGGCUGGUUACCAGCCGUCUGGCCAGAGGUACCAGGGCGGAUCCUCGGAGUCCACUUCCUCAGCCGCUGCCACCACCACCAUCACCAGCAACCCCGGGGGCCGAACUCGGGGCUCCAUCCCUGCGGCCAGGGAUGGCAGUCGGACUCCUGCCAGUAGCCGCCCCACCCUGAGCAACCUCAGAGCUCCUAGCCGAAUAGAUGGCAUGAUGAGCGAUGACCCUUACAACCCUUACAAGUACUCAGACGACAAUCCCUAUUACAACUACUAUGACACUUACGAGAGGCCACGUCCGGGAAGCAGGAACAGACCUGGCUACGGCACUGGAUACUUCCAAUAUGGUCUCCCAGACCUGGUGCCAGAUCCCUACUACAUUCAGGCGUCCACGUACGUGCAGAGGAUGUCCAUGUACAACUUGAGAUGUGCUGCAGAGGAAAACUGCCUUGCCAGUUCAGCAUACAGGUCAGAUGUCAGAGACUAUGAUAACCGGGUGCUGCUAAGAUUUCCCCAACGAGUGAAAAAUCAAGGCACAUCAGAUUUUUUACCAAGUCGACCAAGAUAUUCAUGGGAGUGGCACAGCUGUCACCAACAUUACCACAGUAUGGAUGAAUUCAGCCACUAUGACUUACUUGAUGCCAGCACUCAGAGGAGAGUGGCUGAAGGCCAUAAAGCAAGUUUUUGCCUUGAGGAUACUUCCUGUGAUUAUGGAUACUAUAGACGAUAUGCCUGUACAGCACACACACAAGGUCUGAGCCCUGGGUGCUAUGAUACCUAUAAUGCAGAUAUAGAUUGUCAAUGGAUUGAUAUUACAGAUGUAAAGCCUGGAAACUACAUUCUGAAGGUCAGUGUAAAUCCCAGCUAUUUGGUGCCUGAGUCUGAUUACUCAAACAAUGUUGUACGCUGUGAUAUUCGAUACACAGGACAUCAUGCAUAUGCCUCUGGUUGCACAAUUUCACCGUAUUAAGAGGCAAAAAAAAAAGAAUAAAAUAUGAAAGUAACGGAUGAACCAGUGCCCGAUGCUUCGAACUGAAAAAAAAAGAGAGAAAGAAAAGAAAAGCAAUCUAGAUUAACUUCAGUAGGAUGUUAAUGUUUGGAAAAGAGCACAGAAAAUACAAAAGGAAUUAUUAUUUGGACUGCUUAAUGUCAAAACAACUGGAUUUUGAAAUUGGGAAUAUUUUGAUUCACGCUUAUGAUAUAAUUAUGAUCUUUGGUUAAUUAUGCAAAGUGUUUCAAGUUACCCAGUUAACUUGCCUACAAGGUUUGCCAACAAACCAACAAAAUAUUUGUUCCAUUGAACUUUUAAUGAAUGAGCUAAAAUUAUUUUGUGCUCAAAUAUUUUUAAUGUUCUAAAUUACAACAAUUUGUAAACACUACAAAAAAUUAAUUUGGAAAUGUUAAUCCUAUCAUUACUCCUACAAAUAAAUAUGGAAAUAUUUGGUGCUGA
This is a messenger RNA of Gracilinanus agilis (Agile Gracile Mouse Opossum), 2080 nucleotides long. It is a transcript of the gene LOX, whose product is annotated as lysyl oxidase. The transcript is spliced from 7 exons. The coding region runs from base 257 to 1600 and encodes 447 amino acids. The record is from RefSeq and is a predicted model, not a curated record. Gene Ontology annotation, biological process: peptidyl-lysine oxidation. Gene Ontology annotation, molecular function: copper ion binding; protein-lysine 6-oxidase activity. Lineage: Eukaryota; Metazoa; Chordata; Mammalia; Didelphimorphia; Didelphidae.